Molecule: messenger RNA, 1522 nt
Organism: Rhododendron vialii
Lineage: Eukaryota; Viridiplantae; Streptophyta; Magnoliopsida; Ericales; Ericaceae
Product: protein disulfide isomerase pTAC5, chloroplastic
Exons: 7
Coding region: 101-1318 (405 amino acids)
Source: RefSeq, a predicted model, not a curated record
UUCAAAUUCCAACUGGAUCGCCGAGUAUCAUCAGACCAAAGAAAAUCUCCACACUCACACCUGCUGCUUCUCUCUCUCUCUCUCUCUCUCUCUCUCUCUCAUGUCUCUGUCUUCCUCUCUACCUCUCCCUUUCAACCCCACUCUCUUCCCCAGAUCACCUCACCCCCCUCCUCUUCUCCCAGACCCUAAUAACCUCUCCGCCUUCCCAAUCUCCAAAGCCUCCCCAAACCACUCUCUCUCCAGACCUCUCGUUUGCUUCUCUCUCUCCUCCUCCUCCUCCAAUUACGAGCAAGAAGAGGCCCGGUGGCUGCGCGAGGAGCAACGGUGGCUGCGGGAGGAGCAGCGGUGGCUCCGCCAGGAAUCCCAGUGGCUCGCGGAGCGGGACUCCCUCCUCCGCGAGAUCAAAACCCUAAAGCUCCGAAUUCAGGAGCUUGAGGGCCGACAGGGCGAAAUUCAAGGCGUUUCUGUGUCCGAGGCACUCUCAAAGCUCGCCGCCCUUUUACAGGUGGUGAAGGAGGAGAAUUUCGGGACGACGGUGAAUCGACUUACGGAGAGUGGGUCGAGUGCGGUGCCGAUGGUAAUUGAGGCAGCAACGGCAGAGGAGGCGGUGGUGGUGAAGGAGGUUGCUGGAGUGGGGAAGAAAGAGGUUAAUAAGAAGAAGGCGACGUUGAGGAAGGGAUCGGAAGGAGAAGAUGUUCGAGCAAUGCAGGAAGCAUUGCAAAAGUUGGGAUUCUAUCCUGGAGAAGAAGAUCUUGAAUAUUCUAGCUUCUCAAGCGGGACAGAGCGUGCUGUGAAAACUUGGCAAGCCACACUAGGUGCCCCUGAAGAUGGAAUUAUGACUGCUGAACUCCAGGAAAGGUUAUAUAUGGAACACCAACUUGGGAGUUCUGGCUUGGCAGUGAAUACCAUUCCAAAAGGGAUUGGCAUGGCUGGUCUUCCUAAGGAGGCUGCAAAUGGAGCUGCAUUUGCUUCGAUAACAGAAAUCUCAGAAAUUCAGAAGACAAUAGUGGAAGAAGGUGUCGCUGACGUUGAGGUAUCUGAACAUCGAGUCUUUCUUCUUGGGGAGAACCGGUGGGAAGAACCCUCUAGGCUUACUGGCAGGAACAAACAAGGUGGAACCAUAAGCAAGGAUUCCAAAACAAAGUGCCUCACUUGUCGUGGGGAGGGUCGCGUAUUAUGCACAGAAUGUGAUGGGUCUGGCGAGCCGAAUGUUGAACCACAGUUUAUGGAAUGGAUAGAUGAAGGAACAAAGUGUCCCUAUUGUGAAGGCCAUGGAUUCACAAUCUGCGAUGUUUGUGAAGGAAAAACAUUGGUUUAGGUACACGUGAAUAUGUACUAAUCAUAGAGCUUUUCGAAUGGUUGGUUACUAUUGGCAUUAUCCAUCAUGCAAUAGUAUAAUACUGUUGCAGUUGGAAUUUUUUUUUAAUUGGGGAUAGAGAACUACAGAUUAAUGACUGGUGGUUAUCACCCAAAAAGAGAAGCUAUAGACUGAUGAAUGAGAUUUAACCUUAGGAUUGAAGCA